This is a messenger RNA of Olea europaea var. sylvestris, 1791 nucleotides long. RefSeq names its product scarecrow-like protein 18. Gene Ontology annotation, biological process: regulation of DNA-templated transcription; meristem initiation. The record is from RefSeq and is a predicted model, not a curated record. The coding region runs from base 131 to 1408 and encodes 425 amino acids. Gene Ontology annotation, cellular component: nucleus. The transcript has a single exon. Gene Ontology annotation, molecular function: sequence-specific DNA binding; DNA-binding transcription factor activity. NCBI's taxonomy places the organism in Eukaryota, Viridiplantae, Streptophyta, Magnoliopsida, Lamiales, Oleaceae.
AAAAUUUGAAGUUUCAACUUCCAAUCUACAAGUUGCUUCUCCUACUCUUCCACCUCGUCAGCUUUUUCGUUUUUCUCUUCUUGAAUGCUUUAUACUCGGUAGUAUAGUAGGGUUUUCUUGGCUUAAAGAAAUGUUGGGUUCAUUUGGCUCUUCAUCUCAUGAGGAAGAACCAUUACCGCCUAAUGUCCACUACCACGACAACCACCAUAUUCAGCGCCGGAGUUUUACACCUCCGGCAAUACACAUGCGCCAAUUACUCAUAAGUUGUGCUGAGCUAAUUUCCCGUUCUGAUCUCUCAGCCGCUCAUCGGCUUCUCUCCAUUUUAUCUACUAACUCUUCACCUUAUGGUGAUUCUACUGAGAGAUUAGUCCACCAGUUCACUAAAGCCCUUUCUCUCCGGCUAAACCGCUAUGUAGCCGCCGCUGAUUCAUUCUUGAUCCCUAAUCCCAGUGCCACUAAUCUUGUUAGUAGUGAAGCUACAAGUUCUUCAAAUCUUAACACGGCUGAGUUUGGAUCAGACGAAACCCUUGUUCAAUCCUCAUACUUGUUAGUUAACCAAGUAACCCCAUUUAUUAGGUUUAGUCAUCUCACUGCAAAUCAAGCAAUCUUGGAAGCAACUGAAGGCCAACAAGCGAUACACAUCCUAGACUUUGACAUCAUGCACGGCGUGCAAUGGCCUCCCUUAAUGCAGGCUAUGGCGGAGCGUUUUCCACCGCCGACCCUUCGGAUCACCGGCACCGGAAGUGACCUUGAAGUACUUCGGAGAACCGGUGACAGGCUCGCCAAGUUUGCCCAUUCAUUAGGCCUCAGAUUUCAGUUCCAACCUCUUAUUAUCCUCAACAAUGAAGACUCCAUUUCAGUUGCCUCUGCUAUUCUUCUGCUGCCUGAUGAAACCCUAGCAGUCAACUGUGUGCACUAUCUUCACCGACUGUUCAAGGAUCGGGAUCGCCUUCGCCUUUUCUUACAUCGAAUCAAGUCCAUGAACCCCAAAGUUUUCACUGUGGCUGAAAGGGAAGCAAAUCAUAACCACCCAAUUUUCUUGCAGAGAUUUGUGGAGGCUUUAGAUCACUACGCGGCGGUUUUUGAUUCCCUUGAAGCCACCCUGCCACCUACUAGCCACGAGCGGCUCACGGUGGAGCAGAUAUGGUUCGGAAGGGAAAUUGCUGAUAUUGUGGCGGCAGAUGGAGAAAGAAGAAAAGAAAGGCACGAAAGAUUCAGAUCAUGGAAAGUUAUGCUGAGAAGCUCAGAUUUCAACAAUGUUCCAUUGAGCCCUUUCGCUCUUUCUCAAGCUAAGCUUCUCUUAAGAAUUCAUUACCCUUCUGAGGGAUAUCAGCUUCAUAUUCUCAAUGAUUCUUGCUUCUUAGGAUGGCAGAAUCAACCCCUUUUCUCAGUCUCUUCCUGGCACUAAAAAUGAUACAGAUUUUAGCCAAAUGAUACCUAAACUAAACCUUCCCCUAUCAGAAACCCUAACCCUAAUUUCCAUAACCCCUUAAAAUAUCUAUGAAUCUGCAAAAGUUGCAGAUAUUUGGAAGAAAACAGAAACCCACUUGAACAAAACCUCACAAACACCUCCUCCUGGUUUCUCUGGUUUUCUUGGGGUACUGAAAUUAAAGUGGAUGUUUUAUUUUUAUACUGCUACUGGGGUCUUUAUAUUAUUACAAUUUUCUUCGUAUAAUCUCGUUAAAUAUUUCUGAGAUUCCAUUACUAGAUCCUCUAUCAGCCUUUCAGGAGGCAACAAUUGCUAUUUGGCUCAUUAAGUCCAUUAAAUAUAAUUAAUUACCAUUAUCUUCU